GACACCGGCCGGCGUCGACGGCUGUCGCGGAGCUCCUUUCUUCUUCGUGUUCGCGUGUGUGCUAAAGCCUCUCUAGCCAUCGUAUCUUUCUUUCUUUUGUGUCGAGCAACAACGCGAGAUCAUUCGCGAGAGUAAUCGACCGAUAGACUUCGGGAGGAAAGUGUCGCCGAACGAUCCGGGAUCUGACGCGGAUUUUCAGUGCGCGUUAUCCACGCAAGUGGUGAAAACUUGCGCGACAAUCAAUCAAUAGUCGAUCGAGAAGUUGGGAUUUGGUUCCUCUAGAAAUGCGAAAGUGAACAUCGCAAGGGCGAGCGCGUGCAUCGCAGGACGAUGGCUGAACUACAAAUUUCCCGAUUUGUCGUGCUGCUUGCUCAUCUGAUGGUCGUCUUGGUGCUCGCCCAGAACCCCAUCGAGGAGAAGACCACCUUCGAGGCUGCUUUUCAAGGGAGAUGCGGCCACGGGUCGCCGUGCGAGCAACUCUGCUACGAACUUCACGAUGGGAUGUACGAGUGCGAUUGCAAGGACGGCUACAUUCUUCAUAAAAAUGGAUACAGCUGCGCCGAGUUGAAUUCGACGUCUCCGUCGACAGGCGAGCUGAGUGAAUUAGUGGAGAACGACGAAUUAACCAAGGAGACAGACGACGACGAGGAUGCUGUCGAGGACAUCCUUUACAUGCGCGGCGCGUCAUUCACGAUACACCUGGAUCCGCCGCCAGAAAAUUCAACCACCAAUUCCACCAAGAUCACCGAAGAAACUAGCGCCCCUCUCGAUCGGGUCGAGAUUCGAGCCACGUCGCAAGGUCCGAAUUUGGAGCAGAAGCUGCCGUCGACGAUGGAGAGCAUAGUGAGCACGGAGCCAGCGUGCUCGCUGGACUGCGGCCCGGCCGGCAACUGCUACAUCGAGCAAAGCCGCGGUGACGGCGACGACCUGAUCGGCGACGAUGACGGCGACGACGUGUCGGACGACGCCUCGAUGGCCAUGGAUCUCGAAGGGAACGACGUGACUCCGAGACGGAAGCAAGGGUCCUUCAGGCAACGGUGUCAAUGCCCCCUCGGCAGAGGUGGCGAUCGAUGUCAACUCGGUGAGUGAUAUUUUUCAAUUUCAAACGACG
Frieseomelitta varia is the source of this 1111-nucleotide messenger RNA. RefSeq lists its product as uncharacterized. NCBI's taxonomy places the organism in Eukaryota, Metazoa, Arthropoda, Insecta, Hymenoptera, Apidae. The coding region runs from base 331 to 1089 and encodes 252 amino acids. The transcript has 5 exons. The record is from RefSeq and is a predicted model, not a curated record.